Molecule: messenger RNA, 587 nt
Organism: Eruca vesicaria subsp. sativa (arugula)
Lineage: Eukaryota; Viridiplantae; Streptophyta; Magnoliopsida; Brassicales; Brassicaceae
Source: the annotation of a GenBank genome assembly
AAGCAAAAAAAAAAAAAACACAAUAUGAUGAAGUCUUUGAUUUGUCUCUCCUUCAUUCUCCUCUCUCUCAUCUCCAUCACUGAAGGGUUUCACGGAAAGAGUGUGCGAAACAGAGAUGUCUGGUCUCCAAAGAUUAAAGAGGCCGCCAAGUAUGCGAUUGAUGAGCAUAACUCGGAAUCUAAUGAUAAUCUGGUGCUCGUGAGGAUCGUCCAGGGGAAGAUGCAAGUGCACUCCGCGAUAGUAUACGAUCUGAUCAUCGAGGCGAAGGAUGAAAGUGGUGUGACCAAGAACUACAAGGCCGUCGUGAUGGAAUCUGAGAGGGAUAAGAUCCUUUAUUCAUUUAAUGCGGUGUAGAUCGAGAUAUCAUCAUUUGAGUCUUGUCAUUAUAUAUGUUUGUUGUGUUGUUGUUUUUGUUGUUUUGGAAUAAAAACUGAACUGGAGAUAUGUUUUUUUUUUUUUUCUAAAAGUUUCUGUAAAAGUUAUGUGUUAUGUGGAUCUCUAGUUCGAGAGUGACUGUAUUCUAUACAAGACUAAAUGUACUAUAUACAUAGGCUCUGUAUACUUCAAUGUGAUCAUUCUUUGUUGGC